Lentinula edodes (shiitake mushroom) is the source of this 982-nucleotide messenger RNA. Its product is annotated as glycopeptide. The transcript has 11 exons. The record is from RefSeq and is a predicted model, not a curated record. Bases 421 to 900 code for a protein of 159 amino acids. Lineage: Eukaryota; Fungi; Basidiomycota; Agaricomycetes; Agaricales; Omphalotaceae.
CCCGCUUUCAUAUGGUAUCUGCAUACAAAGAAGCAGACCCCUCGUUCUCCAACAAUCGAGCGGGAACUGGCACACCUCCUUCAUUCCAAAGUUCGAAAUGACCUCGAUUGAAGCUAUUUGUGGACCUUUGAGAGCUAAGGGCCAUUGUCAUUCGGCGAUGUGCUGUGGUAAGUAGAGCCGAGAAACAACUUUUUAUGGAUAUCAUUUCUCGAUAUAUCUUCAUGAUGAACUUUCGACAAAAGCCUGUGAGCAUGAGGGGGUGGGGUCAUCUGGUACUAGCCAGGUUGAACCUUCGAGCCAUUGGUAAUUAUUCAUUUGGCCGUGCUGGAACUGAUAUAAAAUCCCGAAACAAAAUCUCGAAAAGACGAAGAAGCUCCCAGUUUGCUUUGCUUCCUGUGUGCCCCCCUUGCUACACUCAGGAUGUUCUCCUUCUCCAAGUUUACUACUGCCAUCGUCGCUGCCUUUAUCAUCGAAGUUCAGGCUCAGGAGACCCACACUGUCGUUUUCACAAACUUAUGUGGUACGGGUGUGCCUACUCUGAAGGUAAACGGUGCGACAUUGUCGACUGGGGGAUCCUUCACCUCCAAUGGCCCUCUGAUAUCUGCUAUUGCCUACCUCGAUGUUGGUUGUGGUGCCGAUGGAGAAGGGUGCACCAUGGUUGAGACCACUCUUGUCAAUCCCACUUCGCCUGGGUCUGGAUCUAGCACUGAUAUCACUUUGAUCCCUCCCCACUCGUUCUCCGUCACUACUGGAUUCGGAUACUUCAAUGGCUGCGACGGGGCAGGAGCUGAUUGCACUGAUGCUGACUGCCCCACUGCAUUCCAUGUAAGCACCGACACCGGUGUUCAAGUUGCCUGUCAAGUCAAUAAUGUCAACCUUGCCGUCACGUUCUGCGAUUAAAAUGAAUGUAGCCAAUGCUGGUUUGUAAACUUAUGCAUAUUGUGCACCUUCCAAAGUUUUUUGUUCCUGCUUUGCUGUGUCG